Molecule: messenger RNA, 2073 nt
Organism: Peronospora farinosa
Lineage: Eukaryota; Oomycota; Peronosporomycetes; Peronosporales; Peronosporaceae
Source: the annotation of a GenBank genome assembly
AUGGCACUCGAUGAUCAUCACUCUCUCUCUGUCCGCACCAAGCGUAAAUCUUCACCUGCUGCUUCGUCCAACGUCUCAAGCUCUAAACGUCGACGUCGCCAAGCUCCAUCUCCUGCUCCAGUGUCUUCUACUGUCUCUAAACCUCGUCCCAGUCGUCGUGCCACACCUAUUGAUCCAUCGAAACCUUCACUUUCCAUUGCUUCCACACGUUCAAAUGUGACAGAUUUUCAGUUGAAGUUGAAGAAAAAGAAGAAGAAGGCGGUUGAACCGAUGACGCUUUUUAGUCGAUACGCAGAUCCAUCGGUACAAAGUCCAGCAUUUCGUCCUCUGGACUCGAAGGACAAUGCGACAAGAGCCACUUUAUUAGAAGAGCUUCCACGUCCACGCUGUCAUCAAGAGGAUACAGAGACAAAUACUGUGUUACUACUAGCUAGCAAUGGAGACAUAGAUAAAGUCGUGGACUUGACAGUUGUAGAGCAUGUUUCAAGUCUCGCGAUGGUCGAGGGAGAUGAUAUUUUACAGACACUUAUGAGAACAAGCACACCACGAGUUAAACGGAGAUUUCCAUCGGAAGAAGCACUGACGGAUAGUGAGCAGAGAGACAGAGACGUGUUACGUCGACGACGUCUGAAGCUACGGAAUCAAUUUUCAGUGAUGAAAAAAGAGGAGCCACAUGCUACUGGAUGCGUUGGGGGUCCAGAAGUUGAGGGAUGUCUUUUCAAGGAGAAUCUUGCACAGACAGGAAGAGUGCAGUUUGAAGGAGGAACAGUCGAGAGAGCUGAAGACAAGGCACGUACACACUUGAUUGAGGAUGAAGUUGAGACUGACGAGGAAACAACAGAGAGCAAGAUCAAGCGUCUGAGUAAAGUCAUGCAUAUGAACUGGCGACAAUAUCUUUUCUGGCUUGUAUCAGGUGCAAUGCUACUCUGUGCGAUGGUUGUUGCUGCACCAUUUGUGAAGAAACUGAUGGAGCCACCACUGCCAUAUUGUGAUAGCGAAUGGAUCGAUGUUGGUGAUGGGUCCUACGUCUUGGCCGAUCCAGUAGAUACUUUUGAUCGGUCGAAGGCACUUCAGCCAUUUAUAAGCACUGCUUCAGUAGCUACGCGUGCCUCACAACCCGUGUGUCAACCAUGCCCCGUGUAUGGUAACUGUCUCAAUGGUUCUGUAAUUUCCUGUAAUCCACCGUAUGAGCUGCAGUAUGGAUUGUGCAAGGAAAACCCGAAAUUGCAGGCGAAUCUCGACCAGCUCGCGCUUAGCAUACAGAAAUUUAUCAUCGAAAAGGCUGCGAAAAAUGCGUGUGACAAUGUGUCAUUGUGGAGCUACUUCAACUCAGAUAGUGGAGUGGAGCCGACGGGCGACGUUACGGCAUCGAUCGCAGUGAGGCUUUCGGAUGUGCAGAUCUUCGCGAAAGAAAGGGUUUUGUUUGGAAAGACUGUGUCCAAUUUGUCCCGCGAGUACGUGUUUAAUCGUGCUCUAGACAUGGCACUGCGUGCCCUCGUAGACAUUUAUGUGACCGAGGACCAGAGUCAGCUCGUCGUGGGUAGAAGUGUUGUGCCAUGGUCAUGCCGCGCCAAACAUCAACUGUACGCUCACAUUAAGCUAAUUGCGUUGGCUGUCGCAUUCGGGACAGUGCUGGUAUGUGCCUACAGACAGUUUCUUUUAUACCGCACGGAACGCCAACUAGUGGAUCGGUUUGUGAAGGAGGUGCGCUUUUUUCUCUUGGACCGGACGCGCCAACCGGAUCGGUUUUACCCGGCCAACCAUCUCCGCGACAACUUGUUCGAGAAACAAUCUCUCCCAGACCGAAAAUGGCUGUGCAAGUCUGUUUGGCCGAGAGUUGCUGCUGUUGUGAAGGAUGACUCUCGAAUAAGAAUGCGAGUGAUGAGAGUACAAGGUGAAGAUAUGGUCGUGUGGGAAUGGGCAUCUUCAUCGGCACCACCUUACCGGCGGGCUGGAAGUAAUCGUGGUCGAGGUUUGCGCACCGUAGCUACUUUGCAGCAAGAAAGUGCUGGUGAUGCUCGACCGGUGCCAUCUCGACGGCGUAAGAAGGACAGUCGCAUGAGUCUUCCCUGA